This is a messenger RNA of Bursaphelenchus xylophilus (pine wood nematode), 692 nucleotides long. The record is from the annotation of a GenBank genome assembly. Lineage: Eukaryota; Metazoa; Nematoda; Chromadorea; Rhabditida; Aphelenchoididae.
AUGAAGAUUCUGUCAAUUGUCUGUGUUUUCCUUGUCACCAAUGUCUUGGCGACGGAUGAUUUUGCCAGUGCAAAAGCCGUGGUUAUAAAAUACAUUUCUGCAAAUUUUACGGAUGAUUUUUUAACAGCGGUAAGUCUGUUGAGGGAUGGACUUAAACGGUGAUUAUUUUAGGCGUUUGACAGCAUUUACUGCUCUGUGCAGAACAAUGCCACAUUUGUUGACGCGCAUGAAGGUAAGAGCAACAAGAUACCGUUUCUAUUCUCGCGACCAAACCCUACUUUCGAGGCAACCAUUCAACGCAACAAUUUUAGAGUUUGACGACGAAAUGCUUCCUCUUCUUUUGACCCAAACAGAAUUCGUUGAGCCCUUCACUCAACUAAGCUUUCACGUUGGGAGUAUCUCAGAUCUCUGGGAUAUACUCAGUGAAACGGUGUCACCAAGUCUACAGUCAGCCUACGAUACAGUUCGAGACGCCAAACCUGCGACUCAAAGGGAAUUUUCAAAUCUUAUUGUGAAGGUAACUAUCACCGUUCGUAUUCAUUUUACACUGCAUUUAGGUAUUACCAAAAAGUUUUUUUGCUGAAGCGGUAAAUAAUGUACAAGCUGCUCUGGACACAAAAACAUGGAAGUAUUUGGUCAGCGAUCUUUACUGCGUGUUAAAUUUUAGUGUUUAUGGAAUAAAGAAAUCUUGA